Molecule: messenger RNA, 825 nt
Organism: Lonchura striata (white-rumped munia)
Lineage: Eukaryota; Metazoa; Chordata; Aves; Passeriformes; Estrildidae
Source: RefSeq, a predicted model, not a curated record
AUGGCGAGCGGGGAGGAGGAGGCAAGGGGGGCGGGAAGCGCCUCUUCCUGCCCUCUCCCACCUCCCGCGGCCGGGAAUCUCCGCCAGGAACGCGCGCACGCCGCCGCUCUGACAGCGGCGGGGGAGCGACUUCUGCCCGCCCCUUCCCUCGGUGCCUGGAGCCGCGCUGGCCGGGCUGCCUGGGGGACCUCCCGCCUGAAGAGAGCGCUUAGCACGCUAAGCCGAGCUCUGUGGCGAGGAAGCUCCCAGCUUCCAGGCGCGUUUCCAGGUCUUUUGGCUGGUUUCUGGGCGUUUUCCGCCGUCGGGGCGCGGGACGGAAGAGCCGCCGCCAUCUCCUUCCCGCCCAGCGCGGCUGACGGGAGCGGGGGCACCUGUGGGCGCCGCCGACCCGGACCCCGAGAAUGGGCGUUUGGAGGGCUACGGUACAUGUAUCUGGAAUAUGGACCACACGAUCCUGAUCUUGGCUGGUUUUUCUCCCCAAAGCAGGCACUUCCCGAGUAUGAAGCGCUGUUUUUUAUUUCUGUAGUACCACCCAGUGCUAGCCUGAGAAUUCAUAAUGGAAGAAUAAAAGGAGUGCAGAACAUUGCAAUUAUGUUCUGCUCCUGCUUGAAUUAAUGAACACUUUUCUACAGAACCAAUUUCAAAGCUUGAUGUCCAUCUAAAGGUAGAUCAGAGGAUUUUAUGUUGUGUACCCACAUGUAAGUGUUCACUUGAUGUUGUGCUGCCUAACCUUCUGUGUCCAAGAUGAUUUCAGUUACUGUGGAAUACCUCACUCUACAAUCUGCAUCACCUCAUUUGAAUUUGCACUUUUCUCUCUGCUUUUUC